AACAUGUUUAUUCGUGAUAUCUGGCCUUAUUUGGAUAAGGUGUGGUUCACUGUGGGAACUCAACAUUGGCAAUAUGCAAUAUCAUAAGAAGCACAGUAAGACCAAUAUUUGAUGAAUACGUUGGAAAGUUCCAUGUAGAAUCAAUUAAAUUUGAUCAGCUAACUCUUGGAACGCUUCCACCUACAAUUCAUGGUAUGUCUAUUUACAUGUCAGUAACUCCUUUUUUUUAGCUUGGUAGCAUUGGUUGUUUUGCUCAUGGUUAAACUCAGGUGAUCUCGGUGCGACGUGAAAUUUUUAAAACAUGGUGUAUGGGUAGUUCCAAGUAGACGGUUUAGGUUUGGGGUGCAAUGCCUAUCUUUCACCAAGAUGCAUUUAAAGUGGUUCAUGAUUUGUUGAACCAUUUUGAGUUGAAGUGAGAGAAAUAUUAAGCUGGAUGGAUAGCUAGAGACGAUCUUUUAAGCGUAUACUUAACUGCUCCUCUUAUCUACAUCCUUCAACUUGGGCUAAUUAUUCUGCUAAUUCUUGACAAAAGAUGCCACGAUCACUUUUAGAGGCUUAUAAUAAGUUCUUUCCUUGUUUUCUUAGGUAUGGAUUCUGCGUGUAUGGCCAACAAUAUCAUUAUUUCUUGGCAAGGUUUUCCUUAGAAUUGCCCCAUAAAUGUUAAAAUUCACAAUACAAGAAAACAGUAAUGUGAAUUUAUCACAAGCAUAUGCUAUAUGAUAAUAUCAUGAUAACCUUCCAGGAUUAGUGUUUUUCAUAUAGAAUGUGAUGACCUCAGAGUGAAAUACGUUGCAUUAUAAUAAUCUUGGUAGUAUAAUAUCAUGAUGUUCUUCCAGGAUGUGUGUUUUUUGUUAUAGAAUGUGAUGACCUCAGGACAAUUUUGAAAUAUUGAACCAGUUGAUGGCUGUGGUUGCUUACACGAGGAAUAUGAGCAUUUCUAAUUCCUGAUUACAUGUCAAAAGUUUCAUCUCUUUGCAUGACGGUUUCUAAUCUUGCAGACCUAAAUUAUCUUGCAGAAAUUUUUCAUGGCAGGUAUUAAAGUGUAUGAUACAAAUGAGAAAGUUUUAGUUUUCGAACCAGCAAUUAGAUGGGCUGGCAACCCCAACAUAACUGUGGCACUGAAAGCAUCAUGUCUUCGAGUUACCACACAGUUGAUAGACAUGCAGAUAUUCGUGGCACCACGCAUUACAUUGAAGCCUCUUGUGCCAUCAUUUCCAUGCUUUGCAUCCAUAAUUGGGACUUUGAUGGAAAAGCCGCAUAUUGACUUUGGACUUAAGGUGAUGGGAGGAGAUAUCAUGGCUAUACCACGGUUUUAUCGAUUUAUUCAGGAGAUGAUAAAAGAUCAGAUUGCAAGCCUAUAUCUAUGGCCUAAGAUCUUGGAAAUACCUAUCCUGGACAUUUCAAGUGUGGCAAUAAAGAAGCCUAUAGGCAUACUUCAUGUGAAGGUUGUUAGGGCAGUCAACCUUCGAAAGAUGGAUAUCUUGGGCAAGUCUGAUCCUUACGUGAAGAUGAGGUUGAGUGGAGAAAGUUUGCCUGCAAAGAAAACAACGGUGAAGAUGUGUAAUUUGAACCCUGUGUGGAAUGAACAGUUCCGGCUGAUUGUGAAAGACCUAAAAUGUCAAGUCCUUGAACUCCAUGUCUUUGACUGGGAAAAGGUUGGCUUUCACGAUAAAUUGGGAAUGCAAGUGGUACCCUUAAGUUUGCUUGUCCCCAAUGAGAAAAGGGAAUUCACACUUGAUCUUCUCAAGAGCUUGAACCCUAAUGAUCCUCACAAUAAAAGGAACAGAGGACAGAUCACGUUAGAGCUGAAUUUUGUUCCCUUUAAAAAUGACAAUUUACAAUUUUCUUUAUCCAUUGAAGAGGACAAGAAUGAGAAUGGUCUUGUUGGAAGGGAUACAAAGGUGGCUUCAACUGGGGGCUUGCUUUCUGUGUGGGUCCAAGAGGCUAAGAAUGUGGAAGGAAAGCAUCACACUAAUCCAUAUGCUUUAGUCAUUGUAAAAGGAGAUCAAAAGAGAACCAAGGUGAUAAAGAAGAGCCGUGCACCUAACUGGAAUGAGGAAUUCCAAUUCAUGCUAGAGGAGGCUCCUACACGUGAAAGGGUUCACAUUGAAGUUAUGAGCAGAAAAAAGGGUUUCAAUUUUCAUUGGAAGGAACCACUGGGCCAUGUGGAUAUCAAUCUAGUUGAUGUGGUGAAUAAUGGACGUAUUAAUGAGAAAUAUCAUCUGAUCAAUUCAAAGAAUGGAGUCAUACACAUUGAGAUGCGGUGGAAGGUUAUCUGAGAAAAUAACAACAGAACGAAAGGAUUAUAAUGGGACAUCUCCAGUUGUUUAUAUUAGCCUGG
Messenger RNA from Nymphaea colorata (pocket water lily), 2341 nucleotides. Its product is annotated as synaptotagmin-3. The coding region runs from base 1026 to 2279 and encodes 417 amino acids. Gene Ontology annotation, molecular function: lipid binding. The record is from RefSeq and is a predicted model, not a curated record. The transcript is spliced from 9 exons. Gene Ontology annotation, cellular component: endoplasmic reticulum. Lineage: Eukaryota; Viridiplantae; Streptophyta; Magnoliopsida; Nymphaeales; Nymphaeaceae.